GGCCCCCUUCACGGUGGGACGAGCAGGCGGCAUCAUUCUGAAGCUCGUGGCGCGUCGUGUGGUAGCUGAGCUCGGCAGCAUGGGCCGGCGGUAUCGGAACCGGCGGCGCUCGCAGCUGCAGCAGCAACGCCCGGAGUCGAGAGAGGACGCGGCGGACGGGGACGGGAAGCGGGAUAAGUCUGGCUGGGAGGGCGGUUACCCCGAGAUCGUCAAAGAGAACAAGUUGUUUGAACACUACUACCAGGAGCUGAAAAUCGUUCCCGAAGGCGAGUGGGAGCAAUUCAUGCAGGCCCUCCGGGAGCCUCUCCCGGCCACUCUGAGAAUCACUGGAUACAAAUGCCAUGCAAAGGAAAUUCUCCAUUGCCUGAAGAACAAGUAUUUCAAGGAACUAGAGGAUUUGGUGGUGGAUGGUCAGAAAGUUGAAGUACCACAGCCUUUAAGCUGGUACCCAGAAGAGCUUGCAUGGCAUACAAAUCUGAGUCGAAAAAUCUUGAGGAAGUCUCCACAGCUGGAAAAAUUUCACCAGUUUUUGGUUAGCGAAACUGAAUCUGGAAACAUUAGUCGUCAGGAAGCUGUCAGUAUGAUUCCACCCUUGCUGCUUAAUGUUCAGCCUCAUCAUAAGAUUUUAGAUAUGUGUGCAGCACCUGGAUCAAAGACUGCCCAGUUAAUUGAAAUGCUUCAUGCUGAUAUGAAUGUUUCCUUUCCAGAGGGAUUUGUUAUCGCUAAUGAUGUUGACAACAAACGCUGCUAUUUGCUGGUUCAUCAAGCAAAAAGGUUAAGCAGUCCUUGUAUUAUGGUUGUAAACCAUGAUGCUUCCAGCAUUCCUAGACUGCAGAUAGAUGUGGAUGGAAAGAAGGAGGUUCUCUUCUAUGAUAGAAUUCUAUGUGAUGUGCCCUGCAGUGGAGAUGGUACCAUGAGGAAAAACAUUGAUGUAUGGAAAAAGUGGACAACACUAAAUAGUUUGCAACUACAUGGUUUACAGCUUAGGAUAGCAACACGUGGGGUUGAGCAGCUGGCUGAGGGUGGCAGGAUGGUGUAUUCUACAUGUUCAUUAAAUCCUAUUGAGGAUGAAGCAGUCAUAGCCUCUCUGUUGGAGAAAAGUGAAGGUGCUUUGGAGCUUGCUGAUGUUUCUUCUGAGUUGCCAGGUUUAAAGUGGAUGCCUGGGAUCACACAGUGGAAGGUAAUGACAAAAGAUGGACAGUGGUUUGCAUGUUGGAAAGAUGUACCUCAGAGCAGGCAUACUCAAAUUCGCCCUACUAUGUUCCCCCCAAAAGAUGAAGAAAAUUUAAAGAAAAUGAACUUAGAACGUUGUCUUCGGAUAUUACCACAUCACCAGAACACUGGAGGGUUCUUUGUGGCAGUAUUAGUCAAGAAAUCUUCAAUGCCCUGGAAUAAACGUCAGCCCAAGCUCCAGCGAAAAUCUCCUAUAGAUACAGGAGAAGCUGCAGAAUCAAGCCCUUCAUUGCCUGUAGAGAUGACUGCCUCAGCCCCUACAGAAACAAGUCUCACAGCUUCUGCAGAAACAGGUGACAGACCUGUUACUGAGACUGAGGGGGAGGAAACCUUUCAAAGAACUCAGAAUUUGGAGAGUGACAUAAACAAGAAAGAUGGUGUAUGUGGCCCACCCCCAUCAAAGAAAAUGAAGCUAUUUGGAUUUAAAGAAGAUCCAUUUGUAUUUAUUCCUGAAGAUGAUCCAUUAUUUCCACCUAUCCAGAAUUUUUAUGCCUUGGCGCCUUCAUUUCCAAAGAUGAAUUUAUUGACUCGAACCCAAGAAGGGAAGAAAAGACAAUUGUAUAUGGUUUCUAAGGAGCUGAGAAAUGUGCUGCUGAAUAAUAGUGAGAGGAUGAAGGUUAUUAACACAGGGAUAAAAGUAUGGUCUCGGAAUAACGAUGGUGAACAAUUUGGUUGUGCAUUCCGCCUGGCACAAGAGGGAAUAUAUACAUUGUAUCCAUUUAUUAAUUCAAGAAUUAUUAUUGUGUGUAUAGAAGAUAUUAAAAUUUUAUUAACCCAGGAAAACCCAUUUUUUAGUAAGUUUAGCAGUGAGACACACAGACAAGCUAAAGAUAUGGCUAAAGGAAGCAUUGUCCUGAAAUAUGAACCAGAUGCUCAGAAACCAGAUACUCUUCAGUGCCCUAUUGUGUUGUGUGGAUGGCGUGGAAAGACUUCAAUUCGUGCUUUUGUGCCCAAGAAUGAACGACUUCAUUAUCUAAGGAUGAUGGGAGUGGAGGUGUUCAGAGAGAAGAGAAAAGAAGAGUCUACAAGUAAAUUAGAGGAGAGCCAGGCCAUUGCCAAACAGAUGGAUAAGGAAAUGGAUGUGGAAUGCAGAACAAAAGAAUUGGUCAACUCAGAUUCACAGAUAGAAGAUGAAUUGGAUGAGUUGAUACAGGAAUCACUGGAAAGUGCGCUUGAUGAAGCAGAGAGUAAUACAGGAAACGACAAACCACAAGAUUCUAAAAAUCAAGCCCAGUGUUGACCAUAAUAAUACCAAAGACUCAAUGCUUUUUAGUUCACAUCUGCCUGCCUUGCUUUGAGUUAAAAAUCUAGAACUUUCAUUGUCUGUAAAUAAAUUUUAAAAAAUAUACUACAAAGCGGCACGAACAUCAUCAUACACAGCCCUUCAUUUUAUUCUUGUAUAGAGCUUAGCAGUAGGUAUUUCCCAGUUGCUUUUAAAGUAAUGCCUUUUCUUGGCCCCUUUGUUUUUAUGACACUGCUGGUUUUGGUGUGUCUAUUGCAGGCAGUGGACUUCGCACCAGUAAAAUCUUAUUUCCAUUGUGAAGCCUAAAGAAUAAAACUGCUUAUGUAUUUUCCUUUUUUAGAACCCUUUUGUUAUGCCUCUAUAUGUUGAAAAGAAUUCUUAUAAAAUACAAAUGAAUGGAUCUUAAUGUCCAUUAAUGAUUUUUGAAAUACAUGCACACAUGUAUACAUACAUACACAUGCAAACUUGUGUAUGUAUAUGAAACCUUACGAAAAAUGCUGUUUGCUUUAAUAAUUGUGUAAGUUGCACAUUUUAGUGUUACAUUUUUAUGCAAUGAGGUUAAUAUCUGAGUUUUUCAGGUAAGCAUUGUACCUUUUGAAAUAAAGGACAAGUAAACUUUU
Trichosurus vulpecula (common brushtail) is the source of this 3096-nucleotide messenger RNA. RefSeq names its product NOP2/Sun RNA methyltransferase 2 (gene NSUN2). Gene Ontology annotation, cellular component: nucleus; cytoplasm. The transcript has 19 exons. Gene Ontology annotation, biological process: tRNA methylation. The record is from RefSeq and is a predicted model, not a curated record. The coding region runs from base 80 to 2473 and encodes 797 amino acids. NCBI's taxonomy places the organism in Eukaryota, Metazoa, Chordata, Mammalia, Diprotodontia, Phalangeridae. Gene Ontology annotation, molecular function: tRNA (cytidine-N5)-methyltransferase activity; tRNA binding.